This is a messenger RNA of Tuber melanosporum (Perigord truffle), 2525 nucleotides long. RefSeq lists its product as uncharacterized. The coding region runs from base 107 to 2347 and encodes 746 amino acids. The transcript has 6 exons. Gene Ontology annotation, cellular component: Golgi apparatus; endoplasmic reticulum. The record is from RefSeq and is a predicted model, not a curated record. NCBI's taxonomy places the organism in Eukaryota, Fungi, Ascomycota, Pezizomycetes, Pezizales, Tuberaceae.
CGUUUCACAGAAUUCUGGAAUCCUCUCGUUUUUCACCCCCGCCAAGGAAAGACCGCUACAAUAGCAGCUGCAGCCGCAAAGGGCGCGAGAGAGUGUGUGUGUCAGGAUGAAUUUCCUACAGAAGGGGCUUGCCGGAUUGGAGAGUCGGCUGGAUAAGGUGUUGUUGGAUGAGCCCGGGGGACAAACGAGUACUACGCCGCCGCCGCCGCCGCCGCCGACGUUGCAGCAGACGAAAGCGGAGGAGAAAGCCGCAAAUACUGUUGCUGUGAAAGCUGGGAGAAUAAGUCUACAGGAGCGGUUAGCAGCCGCGACAGCUCGGAAGGAGCGGGAUAGGAGUCGGAGUCCCGGGAUCGAAGAUGGGGAGCCGGUCGAUAAUGAAGAAGGCGAGCAUCGACCACCUAUAGCAGCGCUAGGGGAGUCGCCCGCACGUCCAUCUACGGACUCCACCGCAUUGAAACCCACAACCGACCCGCCACCAGCUCCCCCGCCUCCCCCGGAAAUAAUCAUAUCCCCGCGCGGAUCACUAGAAACGAACGGCCACACCGAUGUUUCCCGCGAAGACCUAGAAACCACAAUCAGGCUCCUCCGCGAGGACCUAGCGCUAUGCGAGGCCCGGCGACAGGAGGAAUCACACACCGCGGCGGAGCGCAUUGAUGCACUGGAGGACAAGAUCCGCUACCUUGCGCGCGAGUCUGCCGAGGCGGCCAGGCAGAAAGCCAAUAGUGCCCCAUCAGGAUUGGAAAAGAAGCUCGCGGAAGCCCAAGAGAAGAUUGCGCUUCUGCUGGAAGAAGGGGAGAAGCUGAGCAAAAAUGAACUGAAGCUGCAGAAUUCAAUUAAAAAGUUCCGCGCCAAGACACAGGAGGAGGAGAAGGCUACCGCGGAGGCUAAGAAGCGCGCGGAGAGGGCAGAGAAGGAGGCUGUUGACGCCAAAGAGAAAGCUAAGCGUGCUGUGGAGAAUGAGAAGAGGGCUUCUGAGAGGGCUAAAGGGGCUGUGAGACUUGAGAGUGAGGUGGAAAACCUCAGGAGAGAGAAGGAAAGUUCUGCAAAAGUCAUUGCUGAGCUUAAGGGUAAACUUGAGGAGGUUAGGGAUAGGGCGGAGGAUGCGGAGAGCAGAGCCCAGGCCGAGAUGCUUGAGAAAGAACGGAGGGUCACGGUUGAAUUAAAGGCUGAGGUUGAGAGGGUUCAAAGUGAAGCUACGCUAGCUGAGGAGAGACUACAAAGCGAAGUCCAAGAUUUGAAGGCCAAGAUUGAGAGGGACGCCGAGAGGGCGAGGAUAAUGGAGGAGGAGUUGAAGGGAGAGCAGUCUAUGAUGGAAAGCAAGAUGGAGGCUUUGAGAGCCAGGGCUGAAGAGUUUUCUAGCGGAGCUUCCGGAGAUGCCCAUGCAAAGCUCUUACGGAAGGUUGAAACACUGCAGACACAGUAUGCCAUCGCUAGUGAGAACUGGCAGGGCAUUGAGGGAAGCAUGCUAGGCCGGAUUUCAAACUUGGAGAAGGAGCGGGACCAGCUGGCCAAGAAAGAAGCGGAUGUGCGGAGGAAAGCCAGGGAAUUGAGUGCAAAAUCCAAAACCCUCGACCUGGACUUGGAAAUCUCGCAGUCCAAAAUCAACGACUUGGAUACAGAACUCACAUCGCUGAAAAGGCAACUGGAAGAGCUCAAGAAAGAGCACACGGAGGAGAUUUCUGCACUGGGCCUUACAUUUUCCAGAGAACGGGAGAGCUGGCAGAAGGAGCUACAGGCACGGCUAGAAGAAGAGCGCACAAAAUGGAUUGAAGCCUCUCGCGCUUUCUCAUCGCCACCUCAAGCUCCACUUCUACCCCCUACGUCUGCGCAUUCGAUAAGGAAGUUCUCGGGCCCAUUAUCCACCAGCUUUAGCACCCCUCCACUCUCUAUCCGCCAGGACUCCCUGCCAAUCCACAACUCCCCAUCCCGACCAUACGCCUACCAAACCUCGACAUCCCCGUACCCGCAAUCGCUCGCGCGCCACCCAGAUAUGAUCUCCGUGUCGACUGUUGCCGCGGGCCCAUCCGUGCAACUGGUAGAGCGCAUGUCAUCCACCAUCCGCCGGUUGGAGUCGGAGUUAGCCGCCAUACGCGAGGAGAUGGAAACGGUGCAGGCACAGCGGGACGAUGCUCGGAGGGAGGUGGUCGACAUGGUCCGCGAAGUGGAGGCUAGUCGCGAGGCGGAGAAGCGCGUGAAGGAGCUGGAAAACGAGGUGGAGGAGCUCAAGCGCAGGGAGGAGUACACACUUGAGAUGCUCGGUGAGAAGAGUGAGCUGGUGGAUGAGUUGCGCCAGGAUGUGCUGGAUUUGAAAGAGCUGUAUAGGGAUUUGGUUAGUACUGUUAAGUAGGGGUUGGCCGCCGUGAGGUGUGAGGGGGGGUAAUGUUCCGGUGUUUUUUUUUUUUGCAUUUCCAUGUUUCUCCCAUUUGUCAAAAUCGAGCCUUUGCUUUUUUUUGCUUUUACAUGUUUUAUUUCCCUUGUCUCUAGGCUCAAAACGGAAGGAAGGAGAGGGAAGAGCGUCGGGGGUU